Messenger RNA from Purpureocillium lilacinum, 318 nucleotides. RefSeq lists its product as uncharacterized. Lineage: Eukaryota; Fungi; Ascomycota; Sordariomycetes; Hypocreales; Ophiocordycipitaceae. The record is from RefSeq and is a predicted model, not a curated record.
AUGUCCUGGUCCAAAUCGGUAGGGCGUCGAACAGGCGUCCAGCCGUACACUUUACAAGCGGACCUGGCCAUGGCCGAUCGGAGCAACGCAAAUCGCAUUAUGAACCUGUCCUGUCAGGAAAAGGAGCGUCUGUGGGAGGAAAAGACGGAGAGGCUGCGCGAGGAGGAGCGGAGAAAGGCCGAAGAGGAGAAGAGGCAACGGGCUGAGCAAGAGCGACAGUGGCAGCUGGCAGAGCAGAAGCGCCUCAAGGAAGAUCGGGAGGCCGAGGCUCCUAUUGCCGGUCCUUCUAGGGAUAGUCCUCUUGACAUUCGGACGUGA